Apus apus (common swift) is the source of this 913-nucleotide messenger RNA. It is a transcript of the gene TASL, whose product is annotated as TLR adaptor interacting with endolysosomal SLC15A4. Bases 41 to 913 code for a protein of 290 amino acids. Gene Ontology annotation, biological process: regulation of toll-like receptor signaling pathway. Lineage: Eukaryota; Metazoa; Chordata; Aves; Apodiformes; Apodidae. The transcript is spliced from 2 exons. The record is from RefSeq and is a predicted model, not a curated record.
CAAAUUUUCAGUACCUGGUCAGCUGCUGUAUCUUUGAAGGAUGCUGUCGGAAGGCUACCUUUAUGGAAUCGCCUACCUUUGUGAAGACCUGAACUCUGAGCUCCACAGCAGUCCAGCUGAGGAAGUGGUGUAUGAAAUGAGAUCCAUUAAUUGUUCUUCCAUGGAAGAAGCACAAGGAAGAAGCCUCCUUCAGAGAUGCAGAUCUGCUGGCAAGUGCAUUUCCUCAGUCUGCUCAAGAGGUAGCAAGCACAGCAGAAGGCAGAAGGAUAAUCUACAGCCUACACAGCACCCUGUGCCUGCAGGGCAGCCAUCUCCAGCUAUGCAUGCCUUUGAGGGGCUGACAAGAAAAGACACUUACCUGGUCCCAUCUUCCUGCAAAAGCAUUUGCAAGAACUACAAUGAUUUGCAUAUAGCUGGGGACUAUGUGGUGCCAAUUAGCUCAGUCACAACUGAUUUUACUGGUGACAAUGGCAUAGGUCCCUUCUUGGAGUCCUCAGAGAUUCCUCCCCCCAUGGAGUCUGUGAGGGUCCCCCCCUCCAGUGACACCAGCCGCAAACCAGUCCAAGGCUACUCUUCAUGCUGGCGGCUGACGAGCUUAGUGCCCCACCAGCAGCCCCUCUCCGACUCAGCCCUGAAUGACUACCUUGAACAGAAGCUGGUGGAACUGUAUAAGCAGUACAUCAUGGAUAGCACAGCAAACAGGGCAUCCCCCACUCAGGUCCUAGCCUCGGAGCUUAUCAUGGCUAAUGUAGAUCAAAUCAGCGCGCAGAUAUCAAGGGAGAGAAAGAUGGAGACCACCAAGGCCAAAGACAUUGUCAUUAGCCGCUUCUUACAAAUAGCCAGUGAAAAAAUAUCCUCAGAAAUUAGCACACCUAGUCUGCAUAUUUCCCAAUACAGCCACACUAAUGCAUAG